Populus nigra (black poplar) is the source of this 1511-nucleotide messenger RNA. RefSeq names its product flavonoid 3-O-glucosyltransferase-like. The record is from RefSeq and is a predicted model, not a curated record. Gene Ontology annotation, molecular function: UDP-glycosyltransferase activity. The transcript has 2 exons. Lineage: Eukaryota; Viridiplantae; Streptophyta; Magnoliopsida; Malpighiales; Salicaceae. Bases 1 to 1362 code for a protein of 453 amino acids.
AUGUCAGAAGCAAAAAACGACUUGAAACACAUUGCUGUGCUAGCAUUCCCGUUUGCCACCCAUGCUGCUCCACUCUUUUCCCUCAUUAGGAGGCUAUCCACGAUGGCUCCGCAAGCGAAGUUUUCAUUCUUUAGCACAAAAGAAUCCAAUAACAAAAUUUUCUCAAAUCAAGGGAGGAUGGAAAGCAUAAAACCCUACAAUGUAAACGAUGGUUUACCUGAGGAUUACAUGAUUUCAUUUGCAAAUCCCCAUGAGCCGGUUGAGUACUUUUUGAAGGCGGUCCCCGGGAAUUUUAAGCAAGCCAUGGAGGUGGCCGUGCAGGUUAUUGGGAGGGAAAUUACUUGCAUCAUCAGUGAUGCAUUCUUUUGGUUUGGGGCGGAUAUUGCACGCGAAUUACACGUACCAUGGGUGCCACUUUGGACUGCUGGACCUCGUCCCCUCCUUUUGCAUCUUGAAACCGAUCUAGUCCGCCAGAAAAUGGGAGGCGAUGGUAAGGUUUUUGAUGUACCGGAAGAUAGAACCAUGGACUUUCUUCCAGGUUUUUCUGAAAUACGAGCUGCUGAUAUACCUAAAGAACUGCUCUAUGAAGACGCAAAACCAGGAAUCCCAGCAAUAUUGUAUAAAAUGGGAAAAAUGUUACCACGAGCAGCUGCUGGUGUAUUAAGCUCGUGGGAGAAAUUAGACCCUGAUGUGGUGAAUCAGCUCCAGUCAAGACUUCAUAAUUUUCUUGAAGUUGGUCCCUUAGUGUUGACAUCUCCAGAUCCUGUUAUGUCCGAUCCACAAUGUUGCCUAGAGUGGCUGGACAAGCAGAAACGAGGCUCAGUCUUGUACGUUUGUUUUGGAAGUAUGAUAAUGCCACCACCUCAUGAGUUAGCAGAGUUAGCAGAAGCACUAGAGGAAUGCGAUUCGCCAUUUCUUUGGUCAUUUAGAGACAAUCCUGAGGUAAAAUUGCCUGAAGGGUUCUUAGAAAGGACUAAGGAGAAGGGAAAAGUAGUCUCAUGGACUCCACAGUUAAAAGUCUUGCAACACAAUGCAACUGGGGUGUUUCUUACACAUGCUGGAUGGAAUUCGAUUUCAGAGAGUAUUGUUGGAUGCGUGCCCAUGAUUUGUAGGCCUUUCUUCGGGGAUCAAGCCUUGAACACAAGGACUGUAGAGGCUAUAUGGAAAAUUGGUGUUGGGAUUGAAGGAGGGACGAUAACAAAAGAUGGAGUAACCAAAGCUAUAAAACUUAUUUUGUCAACCGAAGAAGGAGAACAAAUGCGGAAGAACGUUGAACACCUCCAAGAUCUUGCUUUGGAUGCAGUGUCAAACGGCAGCUCUUCGAAAAACUUCGAAGCACUGCUAGAGGUUGUCACCAAGUAAUGUGAGAUGAAAAUUCCAAGAAAUUGUUUUUCCGAGGGUAAUAUCAUGGAGUAUAAAAUCAUUUGUUUUUCGACUUUACGAUUUACUAGUAAUUUGGAUUUUGAAUUUUAUCCUAUGGAAGCCCUCGCUUUGUAAUCAAAACCAAAAUC